This is a messenger RNA of Xyrauchen texanus (razorback sucker), 6048 nucleotides long. Its product is annotated as insulin receptor substrate 2-like. Bases 167 to 3376 code for a protein of 1069 amino acids. Gene Ontology annotation, molecular function: insulin receptor binding; phosphatidylinositol 3-kinase binding. The transcript is spliced from 2 exons. Gene Ontology annotation, cellular component: plasma membrane; cytosol. Gene Ontology annotation, biological process: insulin receptor signaling pathway. Lineage: Eukaryota; Metazoa; Chordata; Actinopteri; Cypriniformes; Catostomidae. The record is from RefSeq and is a predicted model, not a curated record.
UAUGUGUUAUUUACUGUUAAACUGCUCCUCGUAGUGAACGCGCAGCUCGCGCCGGGUACAGAACAGAGUGUGACUGUUUUUUUCCCAGCGCUUCAGAGGAGACUCACUGACUGACUCGCUGCACAAGUUGAGGAAAAGUAAGAGUUUUUCUUCGCGGCAUUUGAGAAUGGCGAGUCCGCCGCCAACGAGAGGACAGCUGAUUUCAAACAUGACCGUAAAGAAUAAUAACCACGUCAGGAAAUGCGGAUAUCUGAGGAAACAGAAGCACGGACACAAGCGCUUUUUCGUGCUGAGGGAGCCGAGCGAGGGCUCUCCUGCCCGGCUGGAGUAUUACGAGAGCGAGAAGAAAUGGAAAAACAAGUCAGCUGCGAAAAGGGUGAUACCUUUGGACUCCUGCCUGAACAUCAACAAGAGAGCCGAUGCCAAACACAAGCACCUGAUCGCCCUUUACACCAAGGACGAGUAUUUCGCCGUGGCUGCCGAAAACGAGCAGGAGCAGGAGGACUGGUACGCGGUCUUAACGGAUUUAAUGAACGAGGGGAAAGUGAGCGACGGCUCCGCGUCUAAUUCGGCGUCAUCUCUCGUCGGAUUUGAUGAGGCGAAUUACGGCGUGACAGCGCUGCCAGUCACCGCCACUUACAAGGACGUUUGGCAAGUCAAUUUGAAAUCUAAAGGACUCGGACAGAGCCGCAAUUUAACGGGUGUUUAUAGGUUGUGUUUAUCCAGCCGGACCAUCAGCUUCGUGAAACUUAACACAGAGGCGGCGUCGGUUAUUUUGCAGCUCAUGAACAUACGCCGAUGCGGACACUCUGACAGCUUUUUCUUUAUCGAGGUGGGUCGUUCCGCGUCGAUAGGACCCGGCGAGCUGUGGAUGCAGGCGGAUGACUCAGUGGUGGCGCAAAACAUCCACGAGACCAUCCUGGAAGCGAUGAAAGCGAUGAAGGAGAUGUCAGAGUUCCGUCCUCGCAGCAAGAGCCAGUCCUCAGGUACCAACCCCAUCUCCGUUCCCACCAGGCGGCACUUUAACAAUCUUCCGCCGAGUCAGACCGGGCUGCAACGGCGCUCGCGCACCGACAGCAUUGCGGCGUCGUCUCCUGUGAUGAAACUGACAUCCUGUCGGAUACGCACAGCGAGCGAGGGUGAUGGAUCCGUGACAGGCAGCCCCAUCAGUCCUGUAGCUAACCGGACACAUUUGAGCCGCUCUAACACAGUGACAGCUUGCCCGUGUAGAACAUUUGAGAUAACUUCCUUGCAGCACAGCAAAUCCAUAUGCAUGCCUGUGUCUCACUCCCCUUCAUCAGCUGCCAGCCCUGUCAGCAGCGGCAAUAGCUGCAAUAUAGAAAGCACCCCUCGCCCCUCCAGCUGCACAGCCUCAAUUUCGGGCUCACCCAGCGAUGGUGGAUUCGUUUCUUGUGAUGAAUGCAGCUCCAGCCCAGGAGAUAUCCGGCACCUUUUAGCAGCAAACCGAAGCAACACACCUGAGUCCCUCGCUAGCACGCCCCCCUCACAGGAGGGCAGCAACCUGUAUGGAUAUAUGAUCAUGGAGAGGCCAAACAGCUGUGGGUGGCAAAGCAGCCGAGCAACAGCAGAGGAGAGCAUAGGAGAUCUGGAGAAAGCCUACAGGAAGAGGACGCACUCGCUCACCAUGCCUUACCAGAAGAGGGUGCCAUCACAAGUGUCGUCCGCUUCACUGGAUGAGUACACACUUAUGAGAGCCACUUACACAUCUGGAGGCCACUCAGGGCGCAGCUCACACACCGCAUCCCCAAAGGUCACAUACCCUGAGGAUUACGGCGAUGUUGAAAUAGGAUCAUUAUCGAAAAGUCCCAGCAGUAAUCUGGGCGACGAUGGCUACAUGCCAAUGACGCCAGGUGUGGCUCCACAAGGGGGGAAGGCUGAAAACUACAUGCCCAUGAGCCCUAUGUCUGUUUCAGCUCCAAAGCAGAUCAUCAACCCCAGAACACCCCCCCUCACUAUAGCUAACGGUUACCGAACCCUUUCACCCAGAAGCUGUUCUCUGAAUGACAGCGGCUACAUGAAGAUGUUGUGUGGCUCAAAAUUCUCCAUCGACAACUCAGAUGGGAAACUAAUUGGUGGCGAGUAUCUCAACAUGUCUCCUGUAGAUUUGGGCUCUGUCACACCACCAGACUACUACCUGAGCCCUGUAGGUGUGGAACAGUCUUCCUGUUUCAGACACCUGCACUUGUUUAACUCUCUGCCUCGCUGUCACAAGACCCAGCAGACAUUAAAGGAUGCCGACAACGAUCAGUAUGUUGUCAUGAAUCCUCAGAGUCACAGGAUAUUUCAAGAGUCAUUAAUCACAGCAUCUCCCCCAGCCCCAUCUCAUGUACAUCAAAGCCGAACAGAAAGCCUCAUCCACCGGCAUAGAAUCAGCCGGCCCACCCGCCUCUCUCUGGAUACACUCCGCACAUUGCCCAGUAUGAAUGAGCACCCCCUCCCCUCUGAGCCAAAGAGCCCUGGUGAGUACAUAAACAUAGACUUUGGACAUGUUGCUGAGAGCUGCUCUCCACCCUCCACUGCUUCCUCCCAAAGCCAAGCCUCCUCCUUUGGAUCCUCUUGCGGUCAGAGGAGAUCCCCCCUCUCUGAUUACAUGAACAUUGAUGUGAGCUCACAGUCGUCCAGAUCUGGAAAUGUCACCCUAUCUGAGCCUUUAGAGGCACUCCCAGAACUGACAUCCUGCCUUGCCCACCCUCAUGAAGAAGAGAAGGAAGAGGGGUACCACCUUACAGCACAGGUGGCACCAGCGGGCCCAACUGGCAAAGCAAAAGACGAUUAUACUGAGAUGACAUUUGUAGUGCCCGCUUCUCCUCCACUGCAUGUGUCUCAGCCUUUGGAAAGUGGGCAGACCAUUAGCCCAUCCUCCUGUGUGCAAAGACUGACUGUGGAUGAGAGUGUGGAUGUGCCAGCGGUCGAAACUAAUCUGAUAAGGGGUACCACUCUGGCCUUGGUGGACCCUGACCGGUGCGCCAAGGUGAUUCGUGCAGACCCCCAGGGACGCAGACGGCACAGUUCAGAAACAUUCUCCUCCACCACCAACGUCACACCUGUUUUUCCAUCCUUUGCUCACGACACCAGGCGGCACGGUUCGGCCUCUGUGGAGAAUGUGUCUGUGGUGAGGAACAGCGAAGUGUCAGACGAAGAGUACAACAGUCCCAUGUGUAGGGAGACGUUGGCUGGCUUUCAGAAUGGACUUAACUACAUUGCCUUAAACUUGAUGGAUGAGGGACUUGCCAGCUGUGAUUCUCUUGUCAGAUUCAAAGCUGCCAGCAGCUGUAAAGAGGGCAUCAAUGGAAUACAUGCCAGUCUGUAUGCCAUUCUUGGUUUCAAGGAGACGGCAACAACAGUAAAAGACUAAACAGAGCCAGUCUCCUCAACCCUUCUAUCGCUCUGUUUGCAUCGACAGGAAGAGAGGAGGUGAUUAUGUGGACAGAUGGACCACAUUGCUGCUGCUUCAGCCGUCGGCUGAUUUUGGACCCCCCCCCAAAGAAUGGCCGUCGUCAUGGCAAGAUGUACACUUAACCCCAGUGCAAGGCGUGAUGUAAUGUCUCAGACUCAAAGAAGCAGAGUCUGGACUUCCUGUCCAUUUGUUACUCACCACAAUCUCUUCCCUCUGGACGCUGAAUUUUUGUGUUAUGGUCCUUUUCACUGGUUUUGUGAAGAGCUCUGGACUUGUAGUGGCCAGUGUCCCUCAACCCUCAAAACCUGUGAACCAAACCUGGAGAGAAACAUCUGAUCCACACACACACACACACACACACACACACACACACACACACACACACACACACACACACACACACACCUGUUGUCACCUUAUUUAUUUACCUGUCUGCAUAGGUGUGUUUGUGUUUGUGUGUGUGCAUGCAUGGGUGGUUGCAACACUGCACAGAGGUGACAUUUCGGAAAUUUGCUCAACAAUUAGGAAUCAAAAUAACCAGUCACUUGAAAACCCUACCUCAGAAUGAGCCAGGUUAUGACUUACAAAAAUAUAUAUAUUGAGAAAUUAAUUUAUUUUUACAAGUGAAUGUUUUCUUAAACACCAAUCCAAAGCCUUACUGACUACACUGUCAAACAGUGUUUUCUCAGAGGACAUGCGUUAUGGACUUGUAUACACUUAACAGAGUACCAGAGAGAACUGUUUGCCAUGGUAACUGAAUGUCUUGUACUGCAGCAGAAGAAGGUCUUGCCUACCACAUGUCGUGGCUUCCCCUGCAAUCAAAGAUCUCAUAUAUUAUGACUUUUAUUGUUAUUUUGCAUUCUACACAGAUAUUUAAAUGAUUUUAAUAUAAUAAUAUUUAUCUGAGCUGGUAAAGACCCGGAUGGGCGGCCAGCCGCUGUCCCACACAGCUACGCAUAUGCAAAGCAGGCUUCCAGAGUAGAGGAGUUAUCAAUUUGGAAGGAAUCCACAUGCGCUUAACACCCAAAACCCAUACGUUACAUGAUGUCGUGCGCCUCAGGUAAGAUAGAGGAGCACCUCACCAAGUCUAGGCACGCUAGCACUCUUUAACCCACUGUCUUUAACCUUAAAGUGUUAGUUCACGCAAAAAUGCAAAUUGUGUCAUCAUUUUAUCACUCUCAUGUUUCCUAAACCUGUAUGUCUUUUCUCUUUUCCGUGGAAUAUAAAAUUAGAAAGAAAUAAAGUCAUACGAGUUGGAAACAACAUAAUGAUGAGUAAAGUAAUUUUUGGGUGAACUAUCCCUUAAACAUCCCAAAAGCCUCUGCUGACUUGACCUCUUUCACUAUUAAUAUCCCACUCUGAAAACAGCCUUUCCUUUUGCCUUACAUGUGCACCCAUCGGCGUGGUGUUUAAUUCAGCAGCUGCUCCACCGAUUAGCUGAUCGGUGAGUGGGCGAUGAGUGAGAGUUAUAGAUUUUACAAUGGGAGAACGGGGCGUUGUUCCUGGCAGGCUACUCUGCCUUACAGGCUCCAUAUGGUUAGGAUUUUAGUGGGGGGUGGAGUAAGGGUAUCUGCUGCCUGCCAGGAACAAACUGUGGCCCCUUUGUACAAUGGGUGAUAGAUUUCAGGGAUGUCUCGGAAGGCUUGACACUAUUACUGCUGCUCCCUACUGUCAGACAGGGAUAGACUCGUCAGAACCAAUGCUUUGUCUUGCACUUACAAACUCCCAGAUUGUAACACAAGACACUUUUGAAUGUAGAGUAUUCUGGAUAUCUCCGCAGGAGACUAUGGGCGCACCUAAACAUCCACAAACACAGUGAUGUUGACAGAUUAACUAAAGCAAGUGAAACGAGUACAAAACACAACUUGCCUCAAGUAUUUGAAAAAUAUUUGCCUAGAAAAGUGUAAAUAAUGUAUAAAGAUAUUGCAACUGAUGUUUUUAAGUUAAAUAUGAUAACUUAUGUCUUUUUGUAUAUAUUUACUGUAUGUUUGAAUGAAUUUCCCCCAAACAACUGAAGCACUAAUGAAGGUACUUGCCAAAGGCUGUACUUUGGCUUGCGGUUUUCUUUUGUAAUUCUUAAGUAUGUUUGUAAAAGUAUUUACACUGUACAAUAAAUGCCACUUCGAGGAUGUUUGAUAAUGCUAUGAUAUAAAAUAAUAAUAAUAAAAAAAUAAAUAAAUUUAUUGAAUAAUACUUUAUAUUACAAAAGUAAAAUUUGCUACAUAGGUACGAUUUCACAAACGGCAUAUGCAAUAUUUACAUUUUUUUAAAGAUUAGUUUACAGUAAGGAACCAAAUGUAUAAAUACUCUGUUAAUAUAUUUAAAACCUUAAGAAAGUUUUUGCUGUACACCUUUUUUUUCUGCCAACUUUAAAUGGAAAAUGUUUUGUUUUUUGCUAUUGAACCCUAACAGUAAUUUCAGCAGUGUUCGCGGAUGUUGUUUUUCAGUAUGGAAAGGUUGGAUAUUUCAAUGCCUGACUGAGUUUUUCCUGUGUCUUCCAUUGUAAAUACUUCAUAUUCUUUGCAUUGUGAUGCUACUUUAAAAAGAUAAUUUAAAUGGUGUAAUUAGCAUUGCUUUAUAAACUGUAUUGAUUCUGAAUAGCCACAUGCAAUAAAAAGUAACAUUAUUUA